AAGAAGAAGAGCACCUCCCGUCCGCCAGGCGGCAGCACCGCGGGAGAGGAAGCGCCAGCAGCGUUAGCUCCAAGCGGCUAAAGCGCUCCGUGUCACCGCCUCGCCCUGGAGAUUUGACGGUCCUGGGACGAGUUUACAACACACCACCGGGCUAUUUGGGUAAACCUGGUUAUAGUUCAGGGUCUAAUCAUUUGUAAUCUUCAGCCAAACGGCGUUCAAGCCUCUAAAUGCUGAUGACUGUGUCAGAUUAGCUGAGGCUGCGACAGCAGCUGCGUUUCUGAUCUCCAGGUUUCAACAACCUUAACAUCUCUGGGAAUCACGAGAAUCGAAUGGUUAAAGCCUUCCGACUCUGUCUUUGUAAUCAAGUUCCUUAAACCGAGUUAAUUUCGACCGACUUCCGUGUUAAUGACGGCUAAUUUUUAACUUUAGAGGUCUUAACUUGGUCUUCUUUUUGUAAACAGGACAAUGAUAAAACAAUAACAAGAGCAACACAGUGAGUAGAACAUUACUAUAUACAGUACAGGUAUAGACACAAAUCAGGGAAAACCAUUAAUAAUAACAAGGAAAAAAAAAGGAGCACAAUAUCAGAGUCUCUUGAGAAAGGAAACAUAAACUGAAAGAAGAGUUGUGCUCCGUCUUCACAUCAAAUCCUGUUUACAUUAUUUUUCCAUUUUUAUAGUGAGCUUUUACCCACUCCCCCCACCCUAGGUAUGUUGAGCCACAAAUAAUAAAAUUACUAAGUUAAUAAAAAUGAAAACAUAGGUUAAUAAAGGGGAAAAAAGUGAAUAAGUAAACUGGUUAAAUAAUAAUUUAAAAAAAAAACAACCUCAGAACAACAAGAGGAACAACUAACUCAGUGUUUUGUGAUGGCUGCUGGCUUUAUUCCUGCCAGUGGGCAGGAUGUGUUUAGCGUGGGGCCGUAUCAGACCCCGCUGCCUGAAUCAAGCAGCAAAGUCAGUGGAGAAGAGGCCAGGCGGUUUUAUGAAGGCUUGGUGAAAGAUACCGAAGGACAAAAUGUGUCGAGGCAUGAGAUCACCCAGCGACAAGGUGGGAUAAGACAGAAAAGAGGAGAGUCUGGGAGGAGGAUGAGGAGAAGCCGGCCUGUGGGAGUCCAGCAGCAGCUUGAAUCUGCGGUGCAGAGAGAGGUUUCCAGUGGAAGUGAAGGCGACCAGAGAGGGGAGCCGAGCAGCUUGGAGAGGGGCCAGGAGCUGCAGGGGCUCCGGCUGCUGAGGUGUGCCCAUGAGGGGGACGUGUCUGCACUCAAGGACCUGCUCUCAAAGGGGGUCGACAUAAACUUCCAGGAUACAUAUUUUUGGACAGCUGUGAUGUGUGCAAGCUGGUCAGGACAACGAUCUGCAGUGAGACUGCUGCUGAGACAUGGAGCAGCCUGGGUGGGAGUGGUGGACACGCGGGGCAGGGAUGCCCAGGACCUUGCACUGGAAGCAGGCCACACUGAAGUGUUGGAAGAGCUUUUGAACUAUGGGAGAAGGCCACAGAGAGAAAUGCAGCGUGAUGACAGUGUCGUCCAGACUCAGUGGUGUGACGUGUGUUCCAGCAAGUACAGGUGCAGCCCCUCAUCACAUCUGUCCUCUACACUGCAUCAGUUCAGUGUGCGUCAUCCACCGCCCACCCCCUACUACUGCCUCCCCCCCUCCAGCAACAGCUACAAGAUGAUGGUUCGGUGCGGCUGGAAACCAGGCAGCGGACUGGGGCCCGAGGGAGAAGGGCCUCAACAGCCAGUGCCUACGGUCUUGAAGAGAGACCAGGAAGGUCUGGGCUACGGACAGACAAAAAGAGCUAAAAUUACUCAUUUCCAAGCCGGAGACCAUGAUGCUGUUAAACUGGCGAGGGAGAAAAGGGAGAUGGGGAAGAAAGGACAGAGGAAGGAAGAAACUAAGAGAAGAGAACAAAAAGAUAAAACCUGGGAAAGAGAUUUCCGGGCAUCUUUUUAUCUCUGACACUUGUUUGCCGAACAUUUUGACAGAUUGACUGAAGUUGAUCGUUUUCCACCGUGCCUUCACUUUACUUCAGACUUCCUAACUCCUGCCCUUUAUGGAAUCAGUCAUACUCCUGUCUACUUGUGCAAUAAACAAAUGUGGCAUGUGCGUCAAAAAA
Cololabis saira (Pacific saury) is the source of this 2115-nucleotide messenger RNA. It is a transcript of the gene gpank1, whose product is annotated as G patch domain and ankyrin repeats 1. Lineage: Eukaryota; Metazoa; Chordata; Actinopteri; Beloniformes; Belonidae. The coding region runs from base 867 to 1958 and encodes 363 amino acids. The record is from RefSeq and is a predicted model, not a curated record. The transcript is spliced from 4 exons. Gene Ontology annotation, molecular function: nucleic acid binding; protein binding.